Messenger RNA from Aspergillus japonicus CBS 114.51, 1464 nucleotides. RefSeq lists its product as uncharacterized. The transcript has a single exon. The annotation marks the transcript as partial. Gene Ontology annotation, biological process: regulation of DNA-templated transcription. The record is from RefSeq and is a predicted model, not a curated record. Gene Ontology annotation, molecular function: DNA binding. NCBI's taxonomy places the organism in Eukaryota, Fungi, Ascomycota, Eurotiomycetes, Eurotiales, Aspergillaceae.
AAGAAGAAAUAUCAGCGUCUAUCGAAGGAAGCGGUAACGGCUUUGCGGUCAUGGCUCUACAACCAUCAAGACUACCCCUACCCCACAAAGGAGGAGAAAGAUGCCCUGCAGCAGCAGACAGGGCUCCACCAAGCUCAGAUAUCCGACUGGUUUAGUAAUGCACGACGGCGCACCUGGUUCGGAGGAAGUGCGUCCCAGGCAGUCGAACAACCGGCACCAGCGGCUGAUCACUCUCUACAAUCGCCCAUGGAAAGAUGGAAGAAUUCCCCGCCAGACAGUGAGGCGGCUGCGACCUCGGACAUCAUGCGAGCUUUGGAUAGCAUAGAACGUCCGGAUGACGAUGAGGAGAGUGCGGGAACCUCAGCUUCUCAGUAUGCUUGGUCGAGCCAUAGUUCCAGUAACUCCUUUGUCGUUGGAGCUCCAUCUACCAGCACGCUGGGUCAUAGCCAUUCAUCGGGCUCCGAGGCUUCCUUGGGCCACCACACACACUAUCAGCCCGUGCAACGACCGCCGACUCCCAUGAAUGGCCGGCGAUCUCUGUCUGGUCGUCGCCAUCGCCGGCGUCAGAAGCCUCCACGUCCCAACGAUUCCCAAGCACAUCGCCAAACGAGGGAAGACCGUCCGUACCAGUGCACAUUCUGCACCGACUCUUUCCGCACGAAGUAUGAUUGGGAGCGACAUGAAAAAACUUUGCAUCUGCCUGUGGACCUUUGGACGUGCGCCCCCGACGGUGGUAUCGUUGUUGUCGACGGAACCCGGACUUGCGUGUUCUGUCAGGCCCCAGACCCGGAGACUGGUCAUCUUCUCGACCGACACAACUAUUUUGCAUGCCAAUCUAGGGCAGACGGGCAACGAACGUUUUCCCGCAAAGACCAUCUACGGCAGCACCUGAAACUCACGCACAGUGCGGAGUAUCACUCCGGCAUCAUGGAUGGAUGGCGAGCAUCGCGCACCAUUGUCUCCCGCUGCGGGCUCUGUGACGCGACCUUUGCAACCUGGAAAGAGCGUGUAGACCAUGUUGGGGCUCAUUUCAAGAAUGGCGCCGAUAUGGCGGAGUGGAAGGGUGAUUGGGGGUUUGCGCCAGACGUGCAACGGUUGGUUGAGAAUGCCAUGCCGCCCUACCUUUUGGGUCACGAACGGCGCACAAUGGACCCCUGGAAAUCGUCCGUUGCGCUGCUGGGAGGGAGCGUUCCCGAACAGGAGGACACACUGGGCUUUUCCUACGUGUCGAUCGGGAAUGACGUUCCCAAUGCCCUUAACCGCUACACGGAUUUACGUCGCGCCCUGAUAGAUUACAUUCAUAGUCAGACUGCCGCUGGCAUCUGUCCCACGGACGAGAGGCUACAGCAAGUGGCCCGUCAAUUUUCCUACGGUGGGAAUGACCCUUUGGAUCAAACAUAUGCGGAUUAUGACCCCUUGUGGUUGGAGGCUGUCAAGCAGGAGGCGGGCCUCGGCACGAAGCCG